AUGAUUACGGACGAGAUCUACGAAUUAUGUCACCCUGUCCUUGAAGAUGCGGAGCUGGAGGAGGAAGACAAGGUUGAGAAGCUGGAGGUGUUGCUCCAAAAGCAGACUGCACUCCGUGGGUCUGCUCUGGAAAACACAAUCCUCGAUGCUCUUUGGAGGCACCGGAACGCAGCCAAUCCAGGUUCAGGAGAAGCACCAUCAAGACACACGGUCAUCAGAAAGUCUUCACCCGCCCCAUGGCAAAUGCCUCGAGCUGGUACCCCUCUUGCAUCGCCACCUAUAUCUAGUAGCCCUGCUGCUCCUUCUGGCUUCCCCACAAGACCGAGCUUCUCGCGACAGAAGUCAACAGCGCCAUCCCCAUUUGCUUCUCCACGACCCUCGCCACGGCUUGCUUUCGCGCAGCCCAUUCCCCAUAGCCCGAACCUUAAUGCUUACGAGUUUUCCGAUUCUAGUCCAGCACCUGAUAUAUAUGGAGAUUAUGGAAGUGAUAACGUCGAUUGGCUGGUCGCAGAUGAUACGGCAAGUAAUGCUUCGUCGACUGGAACAGGCCAGCUGAGCGCUGCAGCACCAGAAUGGCUUCCGCAGCCGGACAUGAGCCCAUAUGAUAUACUAAGGUCAGUCCUAGGCGACAGAAAGACGAAUGAGGAGAUCGAAGAUGCCUUAGAGAAGAAUUCAUAUGAUCUAGGCGCCACCAUAGCACAGCUUUCCGAUGGGGAUAUCAUCGACCAGCAGGUCAAUUCUGACACAAAUCAACACAACGGCGCUGUUCUGGUUGGCAAGUCCAUGAAUAUUGAGCAAGUGCGCCCGGUCACGCCGAAUACUGGCAAAAGCCCUAUCGUCUGCAAGUACUGGUUGGCAUCAGGCUCAUGUCUGCGUGCUGAUUGUCGGUUUGCACAUGAUGCCACGAAUCACGUCUGCAAGUAUUGGCUGGCAGGGAACUGUCUGGCUGGUGACUCAUGUCAAUUCUCCCACGAUCCAUCAGCCCUGAUGAGUACACUCAGUGUCACGGACAGUUCCAGCCUUUACGGUACAUCACCACAAAUCUAUCAUCUGCAAGACCAGUACGAUCAAUUCCCAGCCCUGCAAAGUGGAAAUCGGUCAAGCAGUUCAUCAAGUUUCACCAUACCUGCAAAUGGCCAAUUCCCCACGUUUACGCCACUGAGCCAACAGCGUUCACGUAGUGGAUACCAACACAACAACUCUCGUCCGCAGUCCAGACCAACGUCUCGCCACCAACAUAGACCAGAAGCCCCGUCGUCUGCACCAUCGGUAGACGACCCAGAAGCAUUCCCCACCCUCGCAUCCCUCAACUCCAAACGUGCUUCAAAGCAUCAUGGACAGCGUUCACGCCACGGGCACAAUAACUACAACGAGAAAGAAGUUCCAGGCUCAUUGGCCGACGUUGUCCGGAUGUCACCCUCACCAGUGCCCAGCCAGCGUAAGCUAGAAGCCAUGAAAAGAGUCCGUUCCACAGCAUCGUCCGAGUCAGCAGCAGCCCAGAAAAUUCCCCAACCGCAGCACAUCCCCUGGCUUGAAACCGGUGCCCGUGCCAACCAGCAGUACCUGAAAUACCGCCAAGAAGCCAUCAAGCAUGGAAGCGUUCGGAACAAAUUCCUACAGAGCGCAGCACAAGCCUGGAACCGCAACGAUGCCCGCGCCGCCAAAGCCCUCUCCCUCCGCGGCCAAGCCGAAAACGACGCCAUGCGCAAAGCCCACCGCGAAGCCGCGAAAGCGCUAUAUGAAGAACGAAACCAACACCUCAGUACCACAAACAACAGUAAUAAUGAUGACGAAGAAUUUUACAUCGACCUCCACGGUCUCCAUCCCGAAGAAGCGGUCGAGUAUCUCGAAAACGUGCUUGUGUCGCACUCCCAACGCGGUGGCGGAAGAGGAGGUGGCGGGAGUGGAGAGGCGAGGAGUAGGAUCGUCUACGCCAUCACUGGUACAGGCCAUCAUAGUAAGAAUGGGAAGGACAAAGUGGGUAAGGCGGUCAGGAACUGGUUGAAUGAGCUGGGUUACACGUUUCGCGAGUUUAGCGUUCCGGGGGAGAGGGGCGGGUAUGUGGGUGGCGUGUUGGGCAUUGAGAGUACGAGUGGUGGCAGGAGGACGUCUGCUACUGCUACGGGAAAUGGUGAGGGUGGUGGUGGGAAGGAUGAAGGUAGCAGCAGUACUGGUGGGCCAGUGGCCAUGGUGGGUGGUAAGAUACAGGUCCUGAAGCGGGAGGAGAUUCCUAGCUGA
Messenger RNA from Endocarpon pusillum Z07020, 2238 nucleotides. RefSeq lists its product as uncharacterized. Gene Ontology annotation, cellular component: nucleus. Gene Ontology annotation, molecular function: metal ion binding; RNA binding. The record is from RefSeq and is a predicted model, not a curated record. The coding region runs from base 1 to 2238 and encodes 745 amino acids. Gene Ontology annotation, biological process: negative regulation of DNA-templated transcription. The transcript is spliced from 3 exons. Lineage: Eukaryota; Fungi; Ascomycota; Eurotiomycetes; Verrucariales; Verrucariaceae.